CCACCCACCAUUUUUCGCUCUGCUAAUUCCUCGUUUUGCUCACAGACUUGUCUUCUUUCUCCUGUUAAUGCCUUUUAAUUGGGUUUCUCUAUCACCGAUUUUACUCGCAACAACCCUAACUCGUUUGUUUACUUCUGACCUGACUCACUGUGUUCCUCAUAUUAACUCGUUGUAACAAUGAGCCGAAUCAGGAGAAUCGAGAUCCUCGAUCCCUACUACCCCUCCAUCUAUGUUAGAGAAGCCUCCAUUUUUACUCCCAAGACCCUAGCUUUUCCCUCAUUUCUAGUAGAAGAGGAAACAGAUGCUCUCAGUUUUGCUCUUGAUCUUUUAAACCCUAAGCCCAGCCCUUUUGAGCUCUUUGACUCAGUGUCGGAUCUUAUUCAAAUCGAGAAUCCGCUGUCUGUUUGCUCCUACAAGAGGAUCCAGAAACGAGUCGGCUACGAUUUGUGCUUGCAGACCCUAUGUGAUCGAGUCAGUGUUCUCGAGUCUACGUUUGACCGGUUAGUCAGCGCCAAGGUACACAGCAGUGACCGGAAGUACACAUGGACAAAGGAGAUCGAGGGACCAGUGGAGAGGAAGUACAAGUGGACUGCAGAGAUAAAAGAAGGGAAGAAUAAUAAAGAAGUGAAGAAGGGGGGAGUUGAGAAGAACUACAAGUGGACUGCUGAGAUUAAGAAGAAAGAAGAGGAGCAGCCGAUCUCUCGGAAGUACACUUUCGAAGUGUCAAGUGGCGAUGCAGGUGAGAGCAGCGGAACAGGAAAGAAAGAGAAGAAGGAGAAGAAAGGACGGAAUGGCGUGCGUCUGGUGGAGAUCGAAGAACCCAACGAUCAUGGGGUUGUGGCUCUUAAACAGGCAUUUGCGAAGAGAGCUGGAGCUUCCAAAAGUAGCAAGGGAAAGCAGAAGGAAUUGUCUCCUCAAGAUGCUGCACUGUUGAUCCAGCUGACUUUCAGAGCUUAUCUAAUACGUAGAUCAAAGGCUCUUCGUGCCCUUAGAGAGCUGGCAAUUGCCAAGUCCAAGUUGAAGGAGAUCAGAGCUUUGUUCAACAAUUUCUCCUACCGUAGACAAGUAGCCCGUGAUGCAGAGGAACGCCAGAGGUUCUCUGAAAAAAUCAUUGUCCUGCUUCUAACCGUUGAUGCUAUUGAGGGAGCUGAUCUGAUGGUGCGAGCUGCAAAAAGGACAAUGGUGGAUGAGCUAGAAGCAAUGCUUGAUGUGGUGGACCCUCAGCCUCCGGAGAAAUUACUUUCCAUAAAAAGGCGUAUAUUUGAUAUGCCUGAUGGCGUUAUCAGGAAGGAAAUAGCAGAAGGCGUGACUCGGGUUGUGCAAAUGCUUGAUGAUGAAUAGAAUCUCACCACCACUUUUGAGGCAUGCUUUCUGAUGGCAACAGUUUGUGACAGAUCAUCCCAUCUUUGAGUUUAUUUAGCACCCUGACUUGUUGUUGUUGUAAAAUAUGGAGCAUAUCUAAUAUGGCUCAGCUGUUGAUUUCGUUCUGUGUUUGAUGAGGAAUAAUGAUAGUAGCUCGUUGCUGUAUUUCCAAUUAUCGGUUCAUUUGAAUAUGCUCAUGACAUCUUUUUUAUUUA
Messenger RNA from Manihot esculenta (cassava), 1577 nucleotides. Its product is annotated as BAG family molecular chaperone regulator 7. Gene Ontology annotation, molecular function: protein-folding chaperone binding. Gene Ontology annotation, cellular component: plasmodesma. The coding region runs from base 178 to 1341 and encodes 387 amino acids. Gene Ontology annotation, biological process: protein folding. The record is from RefSeq and is a predicted model, not a curated record. The transcript is spliced from 3 exons. Lineage: Eukaryota; Viridiplantae; Streptophyta; Magnoliopsida; Malpighiales; Euphorbiaceae.